AUGGCCCAGAACAACGACCAGGCGCGCAGCAUCGUCCACCGCGUGACCGUCCUCUCCUCCGACCUCACGGUCUACCGUGUCGUGCUCCCUUUCGCCGCCACUAUCCACGGCGAGCUGACGCUCACGGAGGGGGAUAUGAUCCUCGUGACGAAGAAGCGGGCAGAUGGGUGGUGGCUUUGCGUGCGGCUGGAGAACCUGGACGCGCAGGGCUGGGCGCAAAAGGAGUGCCUCAAGGCGUACCAGCACCUGCAGUGGGCGGGGUACGGGGAGUGGGCCCCAGUGCCUAUGGGGCCGAAGAGGGAGCCGCCGCCGAGGAGGCAUUCGUCCAUGUUCUGA
Mytilinidion resinicola is the source of this 336-nucleotide messenger RNA. RefSeq lists its product as uncharacterized. The record is from RefSeq and is a predicted model, not a curated record. The coding region runs from base 1 to 336 and encodes 111 amino acids. The transcript is spliced from 2 exons. Gene Ontology annotation, molecular function: protein binding. NCBI's taxonomy places the organism in Eukaryota, Fungi, Ascomycota, Dothideomycetes, Mytilinidiales, Mytilinidiaceae.